AUGUUUGCAUAUGCGCAGGAGUCCAGAUACAUCAUAAAGGAUCCACGCACUCCUCGGAGAAAAACUCCUGUGGGUUUAAUUCGAGAGAAAAGUAAUGUCAUCCUUAGGCAGCUACUUAGGACAAGGCGACCAUUCAUUGCAGAGUUUACUGAUGCCAAGGGUAAUGAGAUAUUCACGGUUCGCCGGCCUUUUAGGUGGAUCAACAGCUCCAUUUAUGCAGAAGUGGAUGGCAAGGAGGUAGGUGUAGUCCACAGUCGUUGGCAUCUUUGGCGUAGAAAUUAUGACUUGUACUUAGGGAAUAGGCAGUUUGCUGUGGUGGAGAAUCCUGGAUUUUGGAGCUGGUCCUUUACCCUGCUUGAUGAGGAUGAUAAUUUAGUAGCCAUAAUUGAUCGCAAGAUUAGGGGAGUUGGUUUGGAGCUCUUCACGGGUGCUGCCCAGUAUGAAGUUUGGUUUGGUGAUGCUGGAAAAGGCACAGAUAAAGGUUUUUGUCUCGCUAAAGAUAUGGACAACGACCUUCGCGUCUUUCUGCCGCUGGAUUUACCCGAGAGGGCUGUGGCUCUUGCUCUUGCAGUGUCUCUGGACCAUGACUGCUUCUCCAGGAGAUUGGGCUGGGUUCUUCGUCUUUUAGGAGCAUGA
This is a messenger RNA of Triticum turgidum subsp. durum (durum wheat), 636 nucleotides long. The record is from the annotation of a GenBank genome assembly. NCBI's taxonomy places the organism in Eukaryota, Viridiplantae, Streptophyta, Magnoliopsida, Poales, Poaceae.